Molecule: messenger RNA, 768 nt
Organism: Mitosporidium daphniae
Lineage: Eukaryota; Fungi; Microsporidia
Exons: 1
Coding region: 1-768 (255 amino acids)
Biological process (GO): mitotic sister chromatid cohesion
Cellular component (GO): NatA complex
Molecular function (GO): acyltransferase activity, transferring groups other than amino-acyl groups
Source: RefSeq, a predicted model, not a curated record
AUGGAUUUAAAAAAGCGAAAACAUCACUCACCCUCUGCCCAGUUUGUGGAGCAGCCAUCUAUUGCUGAUCGAUCUCCGAAACCGCCACCUUAUUCAAUAAGGUCCAUCCCAAAAAUAAUCUUAAUUUUAUUAUCGCUUUUAUUUUCUUUUGUCGCUGUAACGUUUGUUUACGUAAUGAUCAAUGGCAAUUUCCACAUUCUUGGCUUCAGAGGGUCGGAGAAGAGUGGCACAAGUACAAAUACCACCAAAUUUCUAUCAACCUUUCAAUAUGUCGAAAUCACGGCUGCAUAUAUGGAUGAGCUUCGAAAGCUUAACACGGUUCUAUUGCCAAUUUCGUAUUCGGACUCGAUGUAUAGGAUCAUUUGCGAAAACACACGAUUCAGCCGAAUGGCGUUGAGAGAGGGGAGGUUUCCCACAGGUUCGAUCACAGCAAGGAUAGAAAGUCCAGCGAUCACUGGCGUCUCGUUUGCCAAGCCAGGCCAGAAUCCGGAAAAACAUGUUUAUAUUAUGACCAUUGGGGUCCUUCCCCUAUAUCGAAGGUUUGGGAUAGGAUCUCACCUCUUGAAGGAACUUGAAGUGGAGGCCAAAACAUUUAAUUCAGAGGGACAUCCAUUUCACCUCACAGCCCUUCUUCUUCACGUCCAAUACAAUAAUACGGCAGCCAUCGAAUUUUAUUCCAGAAACGGAUUCAAGAUGGUCAAAGAUAUUCCAAAUUACUACGUCACCGUGCAGCCUCGAAGAGCUUAUUUGCUUGCCAAAGAAAUUUAA